AUCAAUAUAUACAGUUAAAACAUGAAUUGGCCUGCAUCAUUGGAAAAAAAUCCAAACAGAACCUUCAUACUUCUUUUUCCAUCUUUUCCCUGGUAAUGAAUCCCUCAUGAGCAUGCUAUCAGAAACCCAAACUUGUUUGGUAAUUGCACAUCUGACCCCUCUUCCCUUUUAAAAGAAACAAAGACAAAUUUCGAACUCUAGUUAGAGCUCCAUGGCCAUGGCUACCAUGAUGAUUAGCAGAAUGAUGAGCUUAUCCCCAUCAUCAUCAUCACCUGCUUCUUCUUCUUCUACACCGUUGGCAAGUCAGUCACUCUCAGCACCAUCAUCAAGAAGUUCACCAACCAACCUCCCGCUUCGUACAAUCCCAGGAACACAUGGUUGGCCUUUGGUAGGACCAAUAUCCGACCGUCUAGACUACUUCUGGUUCCAAGGACAGGACACCUUCUUCAGAUCAAGAAUGGAGAAGCACAAGAGCACCGUUUUCCGUACCAAUGUUCCUCCAAGUUUCCCAUUCUUUCUGCGAGUGAACCCCAACGUCAUAGCUAUUGUUGACUGCAAGUCCUUUGCUCAUCUUUUCGACAUGGAAAUUGUGGAGAAAAAGGAUGUUUUGGUAGGGGAUUUCAUGCCCAGUGUCAACUUCACUGGAAAUUCCAGGGUUUGUGCUUAUCUUGACACCUCUGAGCCAAAACAUGCCCAGCUGAAGAACUUUGCUAUGGACAUCCUCAAGCGGGGCUCCAAGGUGUGGGUGACAGAACUUAUAGGCAACCUGGACAAAUUCUUCGACACCAUUGAAUCCGAUAUCUCCAAAAACGGCAGCUCAACUUACCUCUCACAUCUCCAAAAGUUCAUCUUCAAUUUCCUCUGCAAGUCCCUCGUUGGAGCCGACCCUGCCGUCGACGCUGAUAUUGCCAAUUCCGCUACUUUCACCCUCGACAUAUGGCUCGCCCUCCAACUCCUCCCCACCACCCCUAUCCGAGUUAUUCAGCCCCUGGAAGAGAUAUUUCUUCACUCUUACACUUACCCUUUUGCACUCGUAAGUGGAGGCUACCAAAAACUCUAUAACUUCGUUGAACAGCACGGUAAAGAUGUUGUGCAGCGCGGUGAAAAGGAGUUCGGCCUUUCGAAGUCCGAUUCCAUCCACAAUUUGCUGUUUGUUCUUGGGUUCAAUGCCUAUGGUGGCUUCUCCAUUUUUUUACCUACAUUACUCGCCAAAAUAGCUAGUGACAAAACUGGGUUACAAGCCAGGUUAAGAGAAGAAGUGAGAAAAACAUCUGGGUCGACAGCAACAAGAUUGAGUUUUGACUCGUUGAAAGACAUGGAGCUGGUGAACUCAGUUGUUUACGAAACGUUGCGGUUGAACCCGCCUGUUGCACUUCAAUAUGCAAGAGCUAGGAAGGAUUUUCAACUCACUUCUCAUGACUCGAUUUUUAACAUAGAAAAAGGUGAGUUGUUGUGCGGGUAUCAGCCUCUGGCUAUGAGAGAUGGUAAAAUUUUUGAUGAUCCGGAGACUUUUAAACCUGACCGGUUCGUGGGGAAUGGGAAAGACUUGCUGAGUUACUUGUUCUGGUCGAAUGGGCCACAGACCGGGUCGCCGAGCGAGUCAAAUAAGCAAUGUGCAGCAAAGGACUAUGUGACUCAGUCAGCUUCAUUAAUUCUAGCUCGCAUGUUUCAAAGGUAUGAUUCAAUUAGUGGGGACUCUAGUAAAAUCACAGCCAUUGAAAAGGCAAAGUGAUGAUAGAUUAGAUAAGAGUAUGCAUAGUGGCAUUUUGUUGUGGACCAAUGUUCAUGAUUACAUGGCGCUUAGCGGUAAGAUGCAAUAAGUUACUGCAGAAUCAACGUGUAGAACACGGAGCAGUAUGAAAAAACAAAUACAUUUUCUAGUAAUUUUCUA
Molecule: messenger RNA, 1891 nt
Organism: Durio zibethinus
Lineage: Eukaryota; Viridiplantae; Streptophyta; Magnoliopsida; Malvales; Malvaceae
Product: fatty acid 13-hydroperoxide lyase, chloroplastic-like
Biological process (GO): sterol metabolic process
Molecular function (GO): oxidoreductase activity, acting on paired donors, with incorporation or reduction of molecular oxygen; heme binding; iron ion binding
Source: RefSeq, a predicted model, not a curated record